GCUGACAUUUCUGGUACCUCGAAGGAUGACGUUGUGCGUGCCGUCGAGCUUACGAAGACCUAUCUUGGUUGUCGUACAGCCAGUGUUCGUGACCUCACCUUCUCGGUACGCGCAGGAGAAUGCUUUGGUCUUCUGGGCGUAAAUGGCGCCGGUAAGACGUCUACCUUCCGCAUGCUCACCGGGGACCUGGCUGCGUCACGGGGCCGCGCUCUUGUGGCAGGUCUUGAUGUUCAUCUGCAGGCCCAUCAGGCCCGCGCUCUGAUCGGCUACUGCCCUCAGUUUGACGCACUGCAUGAAAACCUUACCGUAAAAGAAACACUUCUUCUUUAUGCUCGUCUGCGAGGCUACUCGAUGCCUCAGCUAGCCGUCAUAACUGAUACAUUAAUUGAGCAGAUGAGCCUUUCCCUGUACUGCAACAAAAUAGUCGCCAAGCUGUCGGGCGGAAACCGGCGCAAGUUAUCGUCCGCCGUGGCGUUGAUCGGUCGACCUCGAGUCGUAUUCUUCGACGAACCUACUAGCGGCAUGGACCCGGGCGCCAAGAGGUUUCUUUGGCGCCGGAUCGCCGAAGCCCUACAGGAUGGUCAGGCCGUGGUAUUGACCUCGCACAGCAUGGAGGAAUGUGAGGCCCUUUGUCACCGUCUUGGCAUAAUGGUAAAUGGCCAGUUUCAGUGCUUGGGCAGUCCGCAACACAUUAAGGAUUGCUACGGUAACGGCUACACUAUUGAGAUACGUUACCCAGAGCUUCUUAACUCGUCUCGGCAAGAAACUUCUGGCGGACCAGUCAGCCAAACCUUGAGCUGCAUUCACUCUAUUGCAGAUAAAGUGUCCAAGCUGGAGGACCAGCAUCUGGAUCAACUUCCUGAUCUGUCGUUCAGCCCAACAGAUCGACACGACUCAAAGCGGUCAACAUGCGCUGAGAAUCAGGCAUACUCGAAUUUGUUAAUGGAGCAGAGCUGUUCUUCCACGUCUUCUGAGUCG
This is a messenger RNA of Protopolystoma xenopodis, 978 nucleotides long. The record is from the annotation of a GenBank genome assembly. NCBI's taxonomy places the organism in Eukaryota, Metazoa, Platyhelminthes, Monogenea, Polystomatidea, Polystomatidae.